AUGGCUGCUGCACAUCAACGUAUUCGACGCAACCGUCGUUAUGCUAGGGCACUGCCUGCUCCACGGGUUUUUAGAGAUCGGAUGGACCCUUUAUCUUACUCUGACGAGGAACUCUUUGAGAGAUACCGUUUUAGAAGGCCCACCAUCUUGUAUAUUCAUGAGGAAUUGCGGUUUGGUUCAGAACGCGAAACGAAGAGGAAUAUGGCUCUAUCCCUGAUUCUGUCUCUCAUAUUAUGUCUGAGAUUUUUGGCCACCGGUGCUUCACAAUUGCUGAUAGGAGACAGCCUCCACAUCUCCAGGAAUGCUGCCGGUAGGGAAAUUCGGGCUGUGACUUCCUUAAUUAUCCGCGCCUUCAGGCGAGUUAUCAUCUUCCCUGUAGGUGAAAUGGCACAUAAAGUUAUGGAGGGAUUCAGAAAGAUUGCGGGUGUACACGUCGGACUGAUUCUCGGGGACUCCGGAUACUCCUGUACGCGCUACUUGAUGACUCGAUACAAUGCUCCCAUGAACGAAGCACAAGAAAAUUUUAAUAGAUCAUAA
Messenger RNA from Saccostrea echinata, 537 nucleotides. RefSeq lists its product as uncharacterized. The transcript is spliced from 2 exons. The record is from RefSeq and is a predicted model, not a curated record. NCBI's taxonomy places the organism in Eukaryota, Metazoa, Mollusca, Bivalvia, Ostreida, Ostreidae. The coding region runs from base 1 to 537 and encodes 178 amino acids.